AUGAAUUCUUUUAAGCCAGUUAGUGUCAUUCUUCGAAAUGAUUUUAGUCAAAGUGAUGACAGUGGUAUAGAUAAAACUUUUCAAGACUUGUUGAAUGCCUGUCGCUCUGGUGAUCUUGAGAGGGUAGAAAGGGAACUUUUACAGGAUUACAAAUUUAGUAAAGCAGUAGAUGAGAGCCAGUAUUUUGCCAAUAAAUUAGAAACAACCUGGCGUAAUUAUGAGAUUAUAGAAAUUACGGAACCACAAUGGCACCCAACAUGUUUCCGUGGAAUUUUGAGAUAUUUAUAUACAGGCGAAAUAGUCACAAUCGCCAAAGAUUUAGAAAAUAAAAUGAUAUUAUUGAGCCAACAUUUUGAAUUAGAUAAUCUGGCAGAACGGUAUAAAGCAGAUAACCAGAUUUCCAAAAAAGAAGUUCAAGUACUUGAUAAGUUAGAAUCACAAGAACUUCGACAGGAUUUUGAAAAGUUUUUUAAAAAUGUUGUAUUAAGAAGUGCUGAUAUAUCAAAUAAUGAAGAAAUACAAAGAUUUGCGCAAGCGGAUAUUU
Messenger RNA from Racocetra fulgida, 544 nucleotides. The record is from the annotation of a GenBank genome assembly. Lineage: Eukaryota; Fungi; Glomeromycota; Glomeromycetes; Diversisporales; Gigasporaceae.